This is a messenger RNA of Rhodofomes roseus, 1015 nucleotides long. RefSeq lists its product as uncharacterized. The coding region runs from base 216 to 665 and encodes 149 amino acids. The transcript has 3 exons. Lineage: Eukaryota; Fungi; Basidiomycota; Agaricomycetes; Polyporales; Fomitopsidaceae. The record is from RefSeq and is a predicted model, not a curated record.
CAUAUGCGGAAGGAGACCCACCCGUGAGUGUACCGCAUCUUCAUCGACAUCCCACACACCUCAUACAUGCGCUCGAAGAGAAUUCUACGUAUCACCGGUGCAGUAGAUGACUUCCCUCUGCGUUCAUUUAGUGCGGCGCAUCAGUCACUACGGGUUCUUGGAGUGGCUCGACACGCACUAGAACCCGCAUCCAGCAGCGCUCGCCCGGUUUCAUCAUGUUCCGAGUCGAAAAACGCCCUCAAUCAAGACGUAGCCUAAAGAGGACCUGUUCAAUGACUCUGUGUUUGGUAUGCAUGUACCGGCGGGAGUGCAAAACACCUUGUUUGGUACGCGCUGUGAUUUUGAAGGGAUCACUCUAUAUUCAGUUGCUUCUCACCAUUUCGAAGGUUGCAUACAGGGCGGCGCCUGCAGGAUCACCAUCUCCUUUCGCUCUUAAAAAGCCGACGAAUAUUACCAUGGAGGUCGUUCGGUUGAGUGCCCUAAGCCUCAAGGCCUCAUGGGUCGCACACAGUCACGUUUGCAGAGAUGACAUGCGGCUCUGCGCGAUAGUCUGUUUUGCUCGACGCAUAUAUGCGAGUUCUAGGCACUGUCCUUGCACUAUAAGAGCGAACAUGGGAUUGAACAUUGCAAUCUUCGCCCUGAUGUCACUAGGCUCGCAUUCGUAGAAAUCACAGGUAUGAAGUGGCCGGGAAUUGACGACCGCCGUGUCACCCCUCGCAAUCGCACGAGACGGCAUCCUCGCAGAGAUAUGCCGUCAUGUUGACCCUUGCAUUGAACCCACUCACCUAGAAGAGCAGGGAACCCUCGGCGGGUACCAAAGCAGGUGCAUCCGGACCGUGUCAUGCUGGCCUCCCUCGCACGGAUUUGUCGUGUUUUCUCCAACGUCGCGCUGGAUGCCCUCUGGAGACAACUGGACUCGCCGGAGCCACCACUCCGUUUGAUUCUGCGGGGUCUGAGACGCGCGCCCGCGGAGACCCUGAACCUCGCCGAAGCUGGCUUCGAUGGCAAUGUCUUG